This is a messenger RNA of Prunus dulcis (almond), 611 nucleotides long. RefSeq lists its product as uncharacterized. The record is from RefSeq and is a predicted model, not a curated record. The transcript is spliced from 2 exons. Lineage: Eukaryota; Viridiplantae; Streptophyta; Magnoliopsida; Rosales; Rosaceae. Bases 46 to 477 code for a protein of 143 amino acids.
CCUUAUUCCCAAAAAAAAGAAAAAGAAAGAAGAUUUGGUAAGGCGAUGUUUCAAGUUUUAUCAAAGCAAUUCUUAGUGCUGCCUUUAAUACUAGUAGUAAUUGUAGUCCCUCUCUACAUCUCAUUCAAUUUUAGAGAACCCAAACCAGCAGAAAUCAGUUCUUCUCAGUCUGAAGAAACCCCAAUGGCCACCAACGCUUUUGGUGUGAAGGUUGAAAAUAAUCCCGCUCAAUCCAAACUCACCGAGCUUGGAGUCACAGCAUGGCCCAAGUGGUCAUGUGGUCCAAGCAAAUUCCCAUGGUCAUUCACUGCCACAGAGACUAUGUAUCUGUUGGAGGGCAAAGUGAUUGUCCAAGUAGAUGGGCAUGAAGGAUCUUUCACAAUUGGGGCUGGUGAUUUGGCUGUGUUCCCAAAAGGCAUGAAGGUCACUUGGGAUGUCCUUGAAGCUGUAAACAAGCAUUAUAGCUUGGAAAAGUAAAGGGUCUUAUCUUUCAAUUGCUGCUGGUUAAGCAUGCUAUCUAUCAGCCAGAUUGUAUUAUUAUUUUUAACUUGAACAACGGAAUAUUAGUAAGAGAAAUUCUAGCAACCUUCUCUCUAACCUUCUCUUUUGGA